This is a messenger RNA of Pleurotus ostreatus (oyster mushroom), 1365 nucleotides long. RefSeq lists its product as uncharacterized. The coding region runs from base 1 to 1365 and encodes 454 amino acids. NCBI's taxonomy places the organism in Eukaryota, Fungi, Basidiomycota, Agaricomycetes, Agaricales, Pleurotaceae. The transcript is spliced from 2 exons. The record is from RefSeq and is a predicted model, not a curated record. Gene Ontology annotation, molecular function: protein binding.
AUGCCAUUUCUUCGACUCCCCGCAGAACUGCUGCUGAUUAUCCUCGAGAAGUGUCCUCGCACCACGCUUUGUCAAUUACUGCGCGUCAAUAGACACAUUCACGACCUCGCUAUCCGGGAACUCUACGCAACUAUCCCCCAGUUGCCGCUCGAAACCUCGACCAGAUGUCUCACAUCCCUCUGCUUCAGCGACCUGGCGUGCCAGCUCGUUAAGGCGCUGACGAUAAACUGGGAAGAUGUAUACCUGAAAGACGAGAUACCGAACCAGGGGCUUUUCAAGGCGAUGGUGCGCUAUGGCACCCUCCCUGCAGUGCUCAACCGCCGACUCCUCAGGGACCGCUUUGCGCUUCUUCGGACCGUCCUGGGCCGUACGACCAAUCUCACGAGCUUGACCCUUAUCGUCAGCGGGCGAGACAGCCAGUCAGAUAUAUACGCCGCCGACGUCCUCUCCCUCGCCUCAUUCUCCCUCACGUAUUUCAAGACAACGUUCGUUGUCGGGCCGCACGUGAUGGCGUUCAUAGGACACCAAAAGGACCUGAAGGAGCUAUGUCUGACGUCGGAGGCGCGUAUGUUGGAGGGUGUUGCCCUGCCUGAGGGCGCGUGCCCGCGUUUGGAGAGGUUCUUGUGGACGUGGGGCGCUGGAGAUCAGCUGGAACUUGCUGUGAGGGUCAUAAAGUCCCGCCCGAUGAGGCAUGUUGGCGCGGUUCUGAGCGCACGGAAUGCGAUGGAAGGAGUUGACAUGAUCAGCCAAGCGGCGCCUCAGCUUGACUCUGCCGUAUUCACUUUGAGAGAUUUCAUGCCUAAGGACUUCCUACCUCGUGUCUCAUCCUGUCUUCCCCACUUGAUCCAUCUCAAGCUGUCAUUGGCCAGACUUCCUCCAAAGGAAACCCUGGAUGGGAUUGGGGAAUUCCUGCUUACGCCGUUCGGGCUGCGGCUGAAGUCCUUGUGUCUCCUGGUCCGCAGCCUGAGGGUAAACCUAGCCACGGAGCAGAUGGAGGACCUCAGGUAUAUCGUGACGCGCUGGGUCCGGACGUGCCACAAACACUCGCACGGAAUAGAAAUUACGCGCUCCUCACCAAGGGCUAAGGAUUACGACUACAUGCAGGCGAUAGCGAAGAGAUGUUGCAAGUGCAAGGGAAGUUUUGUCACGACGAAGAAACUCGCGGGCCCGAACAACAGGCUCGCUGUGGUAACCUUGACCAGAGGGCUAUGUGCUUCCUCGAUGGGGACCGAUGGCCGUGCAGCUCAACUCAGCUCACUCAUCUUCGACACUGAGACGACACAUCCGCACAAAAUCAAAGUACGUGCAUUGCAAUUUGGAGGGCCUGAACCGGUGGGCUCGGAAGUUGAGGCCAAUCGAGUAUAG